CUGGGCCCUGAUCCAACAACAUGCCUAUCGAGUGAACCCUGAAAAGAGAGAGAAGCUCCGCAGUGAGGUGGAAAGUUACUACGGAUAUUGCAGGAGUUUCCUCUUGAAAUCAGACAUGUCCGUGGCAAGGACAACUUGGUUGCUGAUUGUCUUCAGGGGGGUGUAGUCAAAACGUUUUGUGUUUAGCCAGUGCGUUGCCAUGGAUUACAAUUUAUUUUGACUGCAUGUUUUUCCGUAUUGGAGAUGAGUUUUGUUUGGGCUCAUUCCAAGGGGACGAGAGUUCUGGAAGCAAGCGAGAGACGUGACUAUCCUGGAUCAUCUGGGGGGCCUCAACAACUUUAUGAUGCUGAUGAGGCAGAGAAGAGUCUCUCCACAUCAAAACACCUCAAGAAACAUCAGCAGAGACCCACAGGAGAGAAACCAUACUGCUGCUCUGACUGCGGGAAGGGUUUCUUAAGAUCAGAUUCACUAAAAAUACACAUGAGAAUUCACACGGGAGAGAAACCGUAUAUCUGUGAUCAAUGUGGGAAGAGUUUUACUACAUCUCACCAGCUGACUUCACACCAGAGAACACACACAGGAGAGAAACCUUAUAGCUGUGAUCAAUGUGGGAAGAGUUUUCCUUCAUCUAGCCAUCUGAUUCGACACCAGAGAACACACACAGGAGAGAAGCCUUAUAACUGUGAUCAAUGUGGGAAGAGUUUUCCUACAUCUAGCCAGCUGACUUCACACCAGAGAACACACACAGGAGAGAAACCUUAUAGCUGUGAUCAAUGUGGGAAGAGUUUUCCUACAUCUAGCCAGCUGACUUCACACCAGAGAACACACACAGGAGAGAAACCUUAUAGCUGUGAUCAAUGUGGGAAGAGUUUUCCUUCAUCUAGCCAGCUGACUUCACACCAGAGAACACACACAGGAGAGAAACCUUAUAGUUGUAGUCAAUGUGGGAAGAGUUUUACUACAUCUAGCCAGCUGACUUCACACCAGAGAACACACACAGGAGAGAAACCUCAUAGCUGUGAUCAAUGUGACAAGAGAUACUCUGAUAAAAGAUCUCUGAUUAAACAUCAGAAA
This is a messenger RNA of Oncorhynchus tshawytscha (Chinook salmon), 1074 nucleotides long. RefSeq names its product zinc finger protein 239-like. Gene Ontology annotation, biological process: regulation of cytokine production; negative regulation of transcription by RNA polymerase II; regulation of immune system process. NCBI's taxonomy places the organism in Eukaryota, Metazoa, Chordata, Actinopteri, Salmoniformes, Salmonidae. The record is from RefSeq and is a predicted model, not a curated record. The transcript is spliced from 2 exons. The annotation marks the transcript as partial.